Molecule: messenger RNA, 3477 nt
Organism: Bombus pyrosoma
Lineage: Eukaryota; Metazoa; Arthropoda; Insecta; Hymenoptera; Apidae
Gene: betaCOP
Product: coatomer subunit beta
Exons: 10
Coding region: 197-3073 (958 amino acids)
Biological process (GO): intra-Golgi vesicle-mediated transport; endoplasmic reticulum to Golgi vesicle-mediated transport; intracellular protein transport
Cellular component (GO): COPI vesicle coat; cytoplasm
Molecular function (GO): structural molecule activity
Source: RefSeq, a predicted model, not a curated record
GCGCUAUCUAUUCCUAAUCCGAAUAGUCCCCUUGUGCAGGGGCUUGACACGUAUGCUGUUUUCCUUGUUUCGGGAUUCGUAUAAAUGUCAGUUGACCAAUUGAAAGAUAUUGUUGCUUUUUGUUACAGCACGAUUUUCUUCUAAUCAGGUCGUAGAAGAAAAAGUUUUUUUGACAUAGUGUAAAGUAACCGCAAAAAUGAGUACUAUCGUCGAACAACCUUGCUAUACUUUGAUAAACGUUCCAACCGAUACCGAACCAUUAAACGAACUUCAGUUAAAACAAGAUCUGGAGAAAGGCGAUGUUCAGACAAAGAUCGAUGCUCUUAAGAAAACCAUUCACAUGAUUUUGAGCGGAGAACGCUUGCCUGGACUUUUGAUGACUAUCAUUAGAUUUGUAUUACCAUUACAGGAUCAUACCAUAAAGAAACUGCUUUUGAUAUUCUGGGAAAUUGUACCCAAAACUUCUCCCGAUGGAAAAUUGCUUCAGGAGAUGAUUUUAGUUUGCGAUGCUUAUAGGAAAGAUUUGCAGCAUCCUAAUGAGUUUGUUAGAGGAUCGACUUUAAGAUUUUUGUGCAAAUUGAAGGAACCAGAACUUUUGGAGCCUCUGAUGCCUGCAAUAAUUGCGUGUCUAGAGCAUAGACACUCUUACGUUAGACGUAAUGCAGUCCUGGCUAUUUUUACUAUUUACAGAAACUUUGAAUUUCUUAUACCAGACGCUCCAGAAUUAAUAGCAAAAUAUUUAGAGGGAGAACAGGAUAUGUCUUGUAGGAGAAAUGCAUUCCUAAUGUUGUUACAUGCUGAUCAGAGCAGAGCACUGGCUUAUUUAGCAGCUUGUUUGGAUCAAGUGCCCAGCUUUGGCGACAUAUUGCAGUUGGUUAUUGUGGAAUUAAUUUACAAGGUUUGUCUUGCAAAUCCAUCAGAGAGAGCUCGUUUUAUCAGAUGCAUCUAUAGUUUGUUGAAUUCACCCAGUGCUGCUGUACGUUAUGAAGCAGCUGGUACUUUGGUUACACUUUCCAGUGCUCCUACGGCCAUCAAAGCCGCAGCUUCGUGCUACAUCGAAUUAGUCGUUAAAGAAAGCGAUAAUAAUGUUAAAUUGAUUGUCUUGGAUCGUUUGAUUGCAAUGAAGGAUAGUCCCGUUUAUGAGAGAGUCCUUCAAGAUUUGGUGAUGGAUGUACUCAGGGUUCUAGGUUCUCCAGCAUUGGAGGUCAGAACAAAAACAUUAGCUCUAGCGAUGGAUUUGGUAACAACCCGCACGAUCGACGAAAUGGUACAAUUACUGAAGAAAGAAGUGCUUAGAACAGCUGGCGGAGAACACGAAGACGCUGGUCGAUAUCGACAAUUACUCGUUAGAACACUACAUGCUUGCUCUAUCAAAUUCUCGGACGUGGCGGCUACAGUAAUUCCAGUAUUAACAGAUUUCUUGUCUGAGAAUAACGAGGCCGCUGCUACUGACGUUCUUGUGUUUGUUCGCGAAGCUAUCCAGCGAUUUGAAAAUCUCAGACCACUUAUUGUAGAGAAACUGCUUGAGGUAUUUCCACAUAUAAGAUCGGUAAGGGUACACAGAGCAGCGUUGUGGAUUCUUGGUGAAUAUGCAACGUCGAAAGAAGACAUAGAAGCUGUACUGAGUCGUAUACGGGCUGCUUUAGGAGAAUUACCAUUAUUGGAAGCGGAGAAUAAACGUCAGGCUGGUGAGAAAUCACCAGAAGAUGGAAGCGCACAAGUUACACCAGUACAGUUGGUCACGUCAGAUGGCACAUAUGCCAGUCAGAGCGCAUUUAGUGCGGCGUCCUCACGAAAGAAAGAAGAAAAACGCCCAGCAUUAGUUCAAUACAUGAUGGAAGGUGACUUCUUCAUAGGCGCGUCUUUAGCUACAACCUUAGCUAAAUUAGCGCUUCGUUAUAAGAGUCUUGAAACAGACGUGCAAAAGAGCAAUCGUAUACAGGCUGAAGCAAUGUUCGUGAUGUCCAGCGUAAUGCAGUUGGGUCGUUCGGGUCUCCCUGCUAAGGCAAUAACGCACGAUGAUGCAGAACGUUUGUCCUUAUGCUUGAGAUCACUGGCUUGCCCGACGACACUUGUGCAGAAAGUUUUCACAGAGGGAUGUCGUGAAGCUCUUGGCAGAAUGCUGACAGCGAAAGCUGAAGAAGAUUCACAGAAUCAAAAGGCAAAGGAGAAGCCGGGUAGCGUUGUUCAAGUAGACGACGCGAUACAAUUCUUACAGUUGAGCCGUGGUUCGGACUUGGCAGGUGGAGCUGGUGAUGUAUUCGAACAAAGUUUGAGUGCUGCCGUCGCUGGAAGAGCCGGUGCUAGUGGAGAUGCGCCAACUCCCAAUGCUUUGAGCAAGGUUACCCAAUUAACUGGCUUCUCAGAUCCUGUUUACGCAGAAGCUCUUGUUCACGUUAAUCAAUACGACAUUGUACUCGAUGUAUUAAUCGUUAAUCAGACAGAAGAUACUCUGCAGAAUUGUACGUUAGAGCUUGCUACGAUGGGUGACUUAAAACUUGUAGAGAGACCACAGCCUAUUGUGCUUGCUCCUCGAGACUUCGCAAGCAUUAAGGCAAAUGUGAAAGUGGCAUCCACAGAAAAUGGAAUAAUAUUUGGAAAUAUAGUGUACGACGUAUCCGGCGCUGGAUCUGAUAGGAGCGUAGUGGUGUUGAAUGACAUACAUAUUGAUAUCAUGGAUUAUAUAGUGCCAGCAACGUGUACCGACCUGGAAUUCAGACAAAUGUGGGCAGAAUUCGAAUGGGAGAACAAGGUGUCUGUAAAUACGACGUUAUCAGACUUGAGGGAGUACCUCGCUCACUUACUAAAAUCUACAAAUAUGCGCUGUCUCACUCCAGAAAAGGCCCUUUCUGGACAAUGUGGUUUCAUGGCAGCGAACAUGUACGCGAAAUCGAUAUUCGGCGAGGAUGCAUUGGCGAAUAUGUCCAUCGAGAAGCCACUGAACAAACCAGAUGCACCAGUGGUCGGUCAUAUCCGUAUUAGAGCGAAAAGUCAAGGCAUGGCGCUGUCGUUAGGCGACAAAAUCAGUUCUACGCAGAAAGGUCCACAAAGCAAAGUGGUGCAAGCUGCUUAGAGAGUAUAGUUACUUGACCUAUGGUAUCCUCAGUAUUCAAGUUAUUUCCAAGGUGGAAAAAACGUGUAGCCAAUCGAGUUCGUUCAGAUGAAAGAACACGUGAAAUACUGUCAAAAUGGCAGUAGCCAUUUGCCUUCGUCAAUUCCACGAUUCAAAGUUUCUUCGAACGUCACGAUGUUGAGAUAUAUUUUAUACGAUUAGUGCAUUAACUUAUGCAUUGUUUUAGUUUUGUUUCCUUGUGCCCAGCGCCAUCGAACCACAACACUGAUUGCACCCGUGAGCGAAGAAAUAUAUACAUAUACGAUACUUUAGCUGUACAAGCUUGUAUUUUAUUCUGUUAAAUUGACGUUUCUAAUACAUACACAUAUUUUUUAAGAAAUAAAAAAUGAAUACUUUACACCGUC